CAGGCUUCCAUGUGACAUUCCCCAGAUUUACUCUUAGGUGCUGGCGAUAUAGAUAUAAAUACCAUCCACAACUUGGCCGGACUCAAUUUGCUCCCUCCCAUCGAAUUGAGGUGAUUUCUUAAGCACGUAUUAUCUACGUAGCCUCAUACGACGACCAAUACCAACGAUAGCGACGAGUAGUCCUACCAACUCAACUACCCCACCGAGUACCCAUAACACACAUAGAAAGAGAUAUCAUCCAAGGGGACCAGAACCUGCAUCAUUGCACCAAGUGAACUCCGACCAUCGUCAUGUCUGAAGCCCAACCCCUCCCCAAAAACAUCGGCGUCGUCCUCUUCCCCGGCUUCCAACUCCUCGAUGCCGCCGGACCCCUCGACGCCCUAAACAUCCUCUCCCUAACCCACCCGCUCAAUCUCUCCAUCCUCGCCCACGACCUCUCCCCUGUCUCCACCCGCCACCACCUGCACCAAGCGGCCGGCUCAAACUGCCAGCAAUCCAUCGUCCCCACGCACACCUUCGCCAACGCGCCAGACGACAUCGAGGUGCUCAUCAUCCCCGGCGGAACCGGAUCGAGGAAGGAGGAGAACCUCGACGGGGUAAUCGAGUUCUUGCAGAAGAGGUGGGGUAGUGGCGGCGAAGAGAAGAAGGGUGCGUUGAGGUGGAUCUUGACGGUCUGUACCGGGAGUGCGAUUUUGGCAAAGAGUGGUGUGCUGGAUGGUAGGCGGGCCACGAGUAAUAAGAAGGCUUUUUCUUGGGUCCGCGAGCAGAAUGAGAAGGUGGAAUGGGUUCCUAAGGCGCGAUGGGUCAAGGACGGCGACAUUUGGACGAGCUCCGGCAUCGCGGCGGGCAUCGAUAUGAUUUACGCUUGGUUGGAGGAGGUGUUUGGCAAGGAGACGGCGGAUCUGCUGGCAGAUGCGAGUGAGUAUGAGAGAAACAGGGAUCCAGGGAAUGACCGGUUCGCGGAAAGAUGGGGUGCUGUCUAAAUGACUGCGGUGUAGAAGAUUUUUUUUCUAUAAGUUUAUAAUUAAACUUUCUGUAUACAGCACACUUAUUUAUAUUUUUAUUAAGUAUUAUCUUAAUCUACUAAUCUGCCUACAGAUUACUUUUAUUUAGUCUAUAUCUUAAAGUACAAGAUCACUCUAGGGGUGCUUUAGAGUAUCGUAACCAG
Messenger RNA from Aaosphaeria arxii CBS 175.79, 1168 nucleotides. RefSeq names its product DJ-1/PfpI family protein-like protein. The transcript has 2 exons. The coding region runs from base 291 to 983 and encodes 230 amino acids. Lineage: Eukaryota; Fungi; Ascomycota; Dothideomycetes; Pleosporales. The record is from RefSeq and is a predicted model, not a curated record.